AUGGCCACGUACUACAUAUACUUCCCGUUCCUUACUUGCGAGGUGAAGUGCGGUGCUGCAGCGCUCGAUAUUGCGGACCGACAGAAUGCCUAUAGUAUGACACUUGCGGUGAGAGCUACCAUCGAACUCUUUAGACUCGUUGGUCGUGAGAUGGAGCUUCAUCGGAAGAUUCUUGCCUUCUCAAUCUCGCAUGAUCACACCUCGGUGAGAAUCUAUGGACACUACCCAGUCGUUGAUGGGAAGGAUACUAAGUAUUACCGCCAUCCUAUUCACAAGUUUGAUUUUACAGCCCUGGAUGGAAAAGAGAAAUGGACGGCAUACAAGUUUACCAGGAACGUUUACGAAGUACGGAUGCCCAAUCAUUUUAAACGGCUAUGUUCGGCUAUAGAUCAAAUCCCGGCAGAUCUGGACUUCAGCGUCCCACAACUUUCCCAGAGCGUCGGGCUUUCACAAGACCUGGAGCGCCAUAGUCUCUCAAGAUCGAGUCAGCCCGCCUCGCAAUCACAAGAGUUCAGUCGGCAAAGUGCUGAAGUCGCAAGAGAAACCACUCCAAAUACAUCCUUUACCAGCCGAGGCGUUUCGAAGCGUCCCAGGAAACGGCUUGCUGCAGAGGAAUAA
Messenger RNA from Verruconis gallopava, 618 nucleotides. RefSeq lists its product as uncharacterized. The transcript has a single exon. The coding region runs from base 1 to 618 and encodes 205 amino acids. The record is from RefSeq and is a predicted model, not a curated record. Lineage: Eukaryota; Fungi; Ascomycota; Dothideomycetes; Venturiales; Sympoventuriaceae.